Messenger RNA from Amyelois transitella, 3498 nucleotides. RefSeq names its product zinc finger protein 436. Lineage: Eukaryota; Metazoa; Arthropoda; Insecta; Lepidoptera; Pyralidae. Bases 443 to 2527 code for a protein of 694 amino acids. Gene Ontology annotation, biological process: regulation of transcription by RNA polymerase II. The transcript is spliced from 8 exons. The record is from RefSeq and is a predicted model, not a curated record. Gene Ontology annotation, molecular function: RNA polymerase II cis-regulatory region sequence-specific DNA binding; DNA-binding transcription factor activity; protein binding.
UGUUCAUGAACUUGAGAACGCGUGAACUGAAGUGACAUUUCUUAAAAUAAUUUGUUCAUAAUUGUUACCUAUAGGUACUUAUGUUGUCGGAAUAUGGUUGGCUCGGAUGAAAAAAACGACCAAUUUAGCGGCGGUUCAGAAAUUAAGAUGUUAAUUUGUUGGAUAAACAGUGUUAAAUUGGACAGUAAGUGUUUACGAGUGUCAUUAUCAUAGUGCGUGAGACACCAGAUAUUCGCCAAGCGAUGAUGGACUGAAGUAUGCGCGUGCAGCCGCCAUCGAGCACCGGCUAUCAGUAUGAAGGACUCUUGCGCUUGAACUAGUCAAGUUUCGUUCGCAGUGUUUUCCCGCACUUUUUGUCGCGAUCAUGUGUUUUUCAUAGUGUAAUAAAAAAUUGGAAUAGUCUUUUAAGUAUUUGUUAAGAUACGCCAAACAAUUAAAAAAUAUGUGCGAUUGGUUGUCGACUGGGGAGUGGUGCGAUGUGCAACUUUAUUGUGGUGGUCGUUCCUUCAACGCACAUCGAGCUGUCCUCGCCAGUGCCAGUAGUUUCCUAAGACGGAUACUACUUUCCUGUCCCGGAGGAGAAACACCGACAUGUAUUUUCUUGCCAGAUUUUGAUCUUGAAGCUUUCUCCUCAGUCCUUUAUUACGUUUACAAUGGCGAAGUGGCUAUACAGAAACAUAAAUUACAAAAUUUUAUAGAUGUAGUUAAGGCUCUUGAUAUAUUUGUAGAUCUUCAAUGUCUCAGAAAACGAAAUACUCUAGAAAAUAACAGUUUGUAUUCAAACAAAUAUUUGGCUGAGAAAGCAAGCAAUCAAAAAAGUAGAAAUGUAGUAGCUUUAGAUGCUGGAAGUAACAGUGAUCAUGAAUACAUUAACAUCAAGAAAGGAGAGAACAAUCAGGACAUACGUUCUCAACAUUCACUUGAUGACUCAUCAGAUUAUCAUGACAACCAAGCACGGUUUAACAAUUGGAUCAAUCCAAUUCUACGACCUUCUUCACAAAAUCUCCCAACCUUUCAUUUCGACCGACAAAAAAACUUUUUUCCGCGUGAUUUAUGUCUUGAGACAUAUCCUCGAAACGGUAACGCUAACGGUCUGGCGACAGGCGUGCUAGCAAUACCAAAUGAACCCUAUCGUACUCCUUCAUCUGUUCUUUUGACGAACGUAAAUAGUAAAAAUCCACGGACUGAUGACACAACCUCGGAUAAAACAAGAAAAAGAACCGACCACGAGUCUGAAAACAACUACAGAGAAAGUAUAUCGGAGACUAAUAAUUUUCGAAAGGACAACAUCUCCAAAUGGAAUGGCAAUGAACAUUAUUCAAAGAAUGCUGAUUCAACCAGUAGUGUAUUUAGUGAAGACUUUUCAUCAUUUCAUGCGCCAUCGCCUUCGCCAAAUAUGAGUGAGCAAUUUUUACCAGAGGUUCCUUCGCCAUCAAUUGAUUAUAAUUCAACGCAAGGAAUAGAAGACCCCUUGCAAAAUGUAUCUUCAACUACCAAUCAACGGUCUGGACAUAAUUACUUUAUGGAAAAUAUCAAAUAUAACCUUCCUGUAAAUGAAAAUGCAUGUUUGGAAACUAGUCUCCAGACAACAAGGACGUCGGCUUUCAUAUACAAUCAAGUAUUAGAAAAUCCAUGGUGUUCCAGACUUACUUUUAAUUAUAGACCAACUUUUAAGAGGAUUUCAUCUUUAAUUGACGACAGAGAGGAUGAAGUUGUUGUUAAUGAUAACAACAAUAACAGUCAACAGCCGGCACCUUCACCAGCAAUCGAGACACCUGAAAAUGUAUUAACCAGUGGCCAGGACUUCAAGUGUGUAAUUUGUAGCCAAGCUUUUCCUGACAGUGAGGGCCUCACGGAACAUUCGCGGGUCCACGCGACAGCGGGGCGGUAUUCGUGCGGCGAGUGCGGCAAAACGUUCUCGCAACUUCGCAACUUCAGAUACCACAUGUCCGUGCACCGGGGCACCAAGGAGUUCGCCGCCACGUGCACUGUCUGCGGGAAGUACUUCAAUGAUAGAGGUUACCUCAGCAGCCAUAUGAAGAUUCACAGAAACCGCAAGGAAUACAAGUGCUCGAUGUGUCCAAAGUCGUUUAAUCAGCGCGUUGCCUACAACAUGCAUGUUCGAAUUCAUACAGGUGUAAAGCCGCACGUUUGUGAACAAUGUGGCAAAGCAUUCUCCCGCAAGAUGCUACUGAAGCAGCACCAGCGGACGCAUUCCGGCGAGCGCCCCUACGCGUGUCCUCACUGCGAUAAGCGGUUCGCAGACCGCUCCAAUAUGACGCUUCAUCUGCGACUACACACCGGAGUGAAGCCGUUCUCAUGUUCUUUGUGCCCGAAGUCGUUCACCAAGAAGCACCACCUCAAAUCUCACCUGAACUUCCACACUGGCGCCAAACCUUACUCAUGUCCGCGUUGCAAACUCUCUUUUACCCAGUCUUCCAAUAUGCGAACACACUACAAGAAAUGUAACGCACAAGAACUUGUCAAAGAGAACGAGAACCAAGAAACAGAAACAAAAAACAAUUAAUGAAAAUUACAUAGAGAACCAAGUUUUAUUUUUUUCAAUCUGUAGACUUUGGAUGUAGAUGUAAGAAAUGUGUGUGGGCGAAAGAAGUAUGUAUGCAGGGAUCGUGGCAAGUGGAAAAAUGUACUUUCUACCUACUCCCCCGGGAAAGAUACUAAGGUGUCUGUAGAAUUAAGCCCUAUUUCUCCAUCCUGAUUCAAUAACCAUACGCUGAUCACAAGAAUUUAGUCCACAAGAGGGAAUAGUUCAGGUGGUUUGCAUCUUACACAUUAUGAUACGGCAGUAAAGUUUUAAGAUUCGCAAAUUUUUAUUUAGGAACACAAUCUUAUAGAUUCCUAACUAGCAGUUUACUUUCUUUCGCCAUUUAUGCUUACACUGCUAAGCAAAAUUCUUUGUCAUUAAUUUCUUAUUUAACUAUUUCUUUUUUGGACUUCAAUACAAACAUGAAUCUUUGUUAAAAAAAUGGUACUUAAUAAUUUGUUGUUAUACUGAAUAGAUAGAUAGAUUUAAUCAUGAAAACAGAGCAAAAGAAGAUAGGGCGAGGAAGAUGUAAUUAAAACAACAAUGUUAUAUUUUAUCCUGUUUUAAUGGAUUCAGUGUAGUAAAACAAUUUAUCGGUCAAUGUGUAUAAAAUUACAGGCCUUUUAUAGUCAAGUAGGUAAGUUCCGGCGCUUUAAGUUAUUACAAUACUCAUUAUAGGUGUAUGUGAGUCCUUUAUAACAUUAAUAUUGUAGCGGAAAUAUUUAUCGAUACGUAGUGAUACAUUCAUUACUUUCUGUACCAUAGAUAGGUAUUGUACUUACAAAUAUGAUCUAGGUCUCUUAGAUGGUACUUUUUAUACAAGAUUGAUAUAUAGAAAUGACUGAUAUUUUAUUAUAGAUGAUUUGAAAUAUACCGAAUAAAGUGUAAUCACAAUCGGAAAUAUGUACAGUGACGCAAAAUUAAGACAAAAUAUAAUGACAGUAUUACGUGAA